Messenger RNA from Tremella mesenterica DSM 1558, 1962 nucleotides. RefSeq lists its product as uncharacterized. Gene Ontology annotation, molecular function: macrolide binding; peptidyl-prolyl cis-trans isomerase activity. Gene Ontology annotation, cellular component: chromatin; nucleolus. Bases 1 to 1872 code for a protein of 623 amino acids. The record is from RefSeq and is a predicted model, not a curated record. NCBI's taxonomy places the organism in Eukaryota, Fungi, Basidiomycota, Tremellomycetes, Tremellales, Tremellaceae. The transcript is spliced from 16 exons.
AUGGCUUUGAAACUUGAUAUAUGGGUGAGCGAAUGCAGUCUCCUGAAAUGCGAGACUUACCGCUCCUAUGUCCGACGAGAUUUCCAAAUCACCAAUGCUGCUCUCGGAGAGGAGCUCGCUUCUGCAGAUGGUCGAUCUGUCGUCAAGUUGACCUACCAGAACGCCGACCUGUCAGACAUUGACGAUCUCGACUCUGAGGAUGAGAGCAUCGACUCCGAUAUGGCGGAGGAAUUGAGGGAGGAGUUUGAGCUUUCGGACGACGAAAUGGGAGAGGAUGAAGUGAUCAAAGAGAAAAAACCUAAAGUGAAUGGGGUAAAGUCAGAAGCAAAAGCUGCCAAGGAAGAGGAGGAAGACAGUGAGGGUGAUGACAGCUUUGAAGACGAUGAGGACAUUCUCACCACCGUCGCACUUUGCUCCUUGACCGCGGGAAAGAUUGAACAGGCGACUGUCAAUCUUACCAUCUGUGAAGGCACCGUAGCCGAGUUCGAGGUAGUCGGUCCGAAUGCCGUGUAUCUCACGGGGAAUUUUAUCCAUCAGGAUUAUGGUCACGAUCACGGCCACGACGGCUCUGACUCCGAUUCGGAAGACUUGGGCUUUGAUGACGGUGAUGAUUAUUAUCGUUACGGAGAUGAUAUUCCUGCUGGGAAAAUUUCCGAGAUCAACGACGAUAACCUCCUCGAAGCCAAACCCGCUAAGAAGGAAAAAACGAAAGUUGCAAAAGUCAACGGAGAGAGUAAGCCCGCCAAAGUCGAAUCCUCCGUCAAAUCAGAAAGCAAACCUCUGAAACGUAAAGCCGACGAGAUUGAUUCCCCCGCCAAAACUGAAGCUCUGUCAACUGAUGGGUUGAGCAAGAAUCAGAAGAAGAAGUUGGCGAAGAAGUCAAAGUUGGAGGGCGAGGGUGGUGUCAAGGCUGAAAAGUCAAAGGUCGAGCAGGCCAAGAGUCAAAAGCGCACUCUGCCUUCGGGGCUGAUAAUUGAGGAUGUCAAGCCGGGAGAUGGACCCGCGGCGAGGACUGGCAAGCGACUGGGGAUGAGAUACGUCGGGAAACUUGAGAACGGCAAGCAGUUUGACUCCAACACUGCCGGAAAACCCUUCACGUUUGUUCUUGGCAGAGGGGAGGUUAUUCGGGGUUGGGACGAGGGUUUAGCUGGGAUGGCUGUUGGAGGGGAGAGACGAUUGACGAUUCCCCCUCAACUGGCAUAUGGCAACCAAAAGAUUCCUGGUAUUCCCAAAGGGUCCACUCUGAAGUUCGACGUCAAGCUUGUUUCCAUCGUCACUAAAGCCAGGGAGAUCAUGGAUAACCCCGGUCAGCUGGGUGAUAGCAUCAGGGCCGCCGUGAAUGAGCUCGGCGCAUCAAACGCCAACCCCAAUCCCACGCCUCAACCCCCUCAGUCAGGACAACAAGACCAAAAUCAACAAACCCCCUUCGAUGAUGAGGUCCAAUUCGCCCCGAAGGAGAUGUACGGUGCCGUCACCGGUGGUGGAUUUGGAGGAGGUUUCAACCCGCAUGCUGCUCCGCCUACUCAACCGCCAACGGGCCAGACACAAGCGCAGGGACAGAGUCCGUACGAAGGCAUGGGAGCGGAAGAUACUACCGCGACGGGAGGAUAUGGGGACCAAGAUGCCCGCGAUGUGUUCAGUAGACGACAUCAGAUGGGAAAUACGGUUGGUAAAGAAGGACCGGAUUCGCCGGUAGAUGAGGAACAUGGGUACAAGACGGGUUCUUCUACACCUGGCUAUCGGCAGGAAGGAGAUGUGGAUGCAGAAGCGGCAGCCAACGCUUUGCGUAAUCAAUCCAACGUUAAUCAAUACGGACAACAAGCCAAUGAUUUCAAUGACAAUAACGACCACAACGAGACGAUUGGAGCCUAGCCCGGGUAGCCAGCGAAGGAAAUUCAUGCGCGUGGGAAAGGUCUGCGAAGAAUAUCGAACGUGUACAUCUCAUGCAAUCUCCCAUUUCAC